AUGUCAGAAUACUGGAAAUCGACACCAAAGUACUGGUGCAAGCACUGCAGCAUCUUUGUCCGCGACACGAAGCUAGAACGACAGAACCACGAGGCGACGGGCAAGCACCAGGGCGCGCUCAAGCGGUUCCUGCGCGACCUCCACCGCGGCCAUGAACAAGAAGAGCGUGAAAAGGACAGGGCGAAGCGCGAGGUGGAGAGGUUGAAGGGGAUAUCGUCCGGCACGCCAUCAUCAUCAUCAUCCUUUUCAAGACCCGGUGGUUCGAGCAGCAGCGGCGCGCCGCCGUCGGCGGAGGCGCAGCGCAAACAGCAGAUGGAACAGCUCGCCGAGAUGGGCGUUUCGAUACCGACGGAGUUUCGGGGCGAUAUGGCGAUGGCGGGGGAGUGGACGGUCACUGCGACAAAGGUUGUCGACGACGAGGAGGCGGCGAGGGAGAGGGACAAGCCUGUUGAGGCUAAGGCUGUUGGGGUGAGGAAGCGGGAGCAGACGGAGGAGGAGAGGGAGGAGGAGGAGGCUGUGAGGGGGUUGUUUAAGAGGCCUAAGAAGUGGGGGAGCACGAGGACGAUGCCGGCUGACGACGAGGAUCUUGAUGCGUUGUUGAGUGGGAAUACGCUGAUGAGGGCUGUGAAGAAGGAGGAAGAGAAGGAUAAGGCUGAGGUGGAUGUCAAGACCGAGGUGAAGCAGGAGGGUGAGGGAGAGGAUGCGGCGGGAGCUAUAACUGAUGCGCCGGCUGUUAAGAGUGAGCCGGUGGAGGACGAGGCUGGGAAGGGCUUGGACGUGCCGACCUUGGGAGAGGACGGCGUCAAGAAGGAGGAUGAGGCUGCGGAAUCCACGGAGGCCGCGGCGCCGGCGGUAGUGUUCAAGAAGCGUAAGCCCAAGAACAUGCGACAAAAAUGA
This is a messenger RNA of Colletotrichum abscissum, 897 nucleotides long. RefSeq names its product U1 zinc finger. Gene Ontology annotation, biological process: mRNA splicing, via spliceosome. Gene Ontology annotation, molecular function: RNA binding; zinc ion binding. The record is from RefSeq and is a predicted model, not a curated record. Gene Ontology annotation, cellular component: precatalytic spliceosome. The transcript has a single exon. Lineage: Eukaryota; Fungi; Ascomycota; Sordariomycetes; Glomerellales; Glomerellaceae. The coding region runs from base 1 to 897 and encodes 298 amino acids.